Molecule: messenger RNA, 2084 nt
Organism: Tupaia belangeri chinensis (Chinese tree shrew)
Lineage: Eukaryota; Metazoa; Chordata; Mammalia; Scandentia; Tupaiidae
Gene: POFUT3
Product: protein O-fucosyltransferase 3
Exons: 4
Coding region: 258-1694 (478 amino acids)
Cellular component (GO): Golgi membrane
Molecular function (GO): alpha-(1->3)-fucosyltransferase activity
Source: RefSeq, a predicted model, not a curated record
CGUGGUGCCCGCCGUUGGAAGACUGUCCCGCUGGCUUGGUGAUAGCUCACGAGAACCACAUGCUGUGCCUGCUCCGUGCCAAGGCCAGCCCGCACCAGACCUCGGGUCUCAGUCCUCCAUGGAGUCCAGGCCCCAGCUGGAGCAGCAGGGCACGAAAUCGGCACCCAGAUGGUUCCUCCGCGUGAAGUUGCCUCAGGCUGUGGGCAGACGCCAGAACGCCUGGUAACUGGCCGGCCUGCCUCCCGGGGCAGGGCAGCAUGGUGCGGGUCCGGAGGAAGAAGCUCCUGGCCUCCUGCCUGUGCAUCACAGCGGCCAUCUUCCUGCUUGCCACACUCCAGGUCGCCAUCGAGCUGGGGAGGUUCCACAAGAAGAUGUUUAAGGUCUCCGGUUUGCAAGGUGGACUCACGGAAACAGGGGGAGGGCCUCGCCACCUCGAUGCCGUCCUGAGGAAAGAAGUGCUGACCUGGGACGGGCUCACGGAGUUGGGCCCUGAGAACGUCCCUGUCAUGCUCUGGUGGUCCCCCCUGACCGGGGACACCGGGAGGCUUGGCCAGUGUGGAGCCGAUGCGUGCUUCUUCACCAUCAACAGGACCUACCUGCACCACCCCAUGACCAAGGCCCUCCUCUUCUACGGUACUGACUUCAGCAUCAAUAGCCUGCCUCUGCCCCGGAAAGCACAUCACGACUGGGCCCUUUUCCACGAGGAGUCCCCGAAGAACAACUACAAGCUCUUCCACGAGCCGGUCAUCACCUUGUUCAACCACACGGCCACCUUCAGCCGGCACUCGCACCUGCCCCUCACCACCCAGUACCUGGAGGGCGUGCACGUCCUGCGGUCCCUGCGCUACCUCGUCCCUCUGCAGGCCAAGAACCACCUCAGGCGGACGCUCGCCCCGCUGGUGUACGUCCAGUCGGACUGCGACCCGCCGUCGGACAGGGACAGCUACGUCCGCGAGCUGAUGACCUACAUCGAGGUGGAUUCCUACGGCGCGUGCUUGCGGAACAGAGAGCUCCCUCUGCAGCUGCAGAAUCCCGCCUCCAUGGACGCCGACGGCUUCUACAGGAUCAUCGCACAGUACAAGUUCAUCCUGGCCUUCGAGAACGCCGUCUGCGACGACUACAUCACCGAGAAGCUGUGGAGGCCCCUGAAGCUGGGGGUGGUCCCUGUGUACUACGGGUCCCCCAGCGUCGCAGACUGGCUGCCAAGCAACAGGAGCGUCAUCCUCGUGUCCGAGUUCCCGCACCCCAGGGAGCUGGCGCGGUACAUCCGACGUCUGGACCAGGACGACCGGCUGUACGAGGCCUACGUGGAGUGGAAGUGGAAGGGCGAGAUCUCCAACCAGCGGCUUCUGAUGGCCCUGAGGGAGCGGCGCUGGGGCGUGCAGGAUGCCACCCAGGACAGCCACAUCGAUGCCUUCGAGUGCCUGGUGUGUCGCAAGGUGUGGGGCAACAUCAGGCUUCAGGAGCAGGGCUUGCCGCCCCGGAGGUGGAAGGCAGAAGCCGCCCACCUGCGCUGCCCGGAGCCCUCUGUGUUCGCGUUCUCCCCAGCGGCGGCUCCGCGGAGCUCCUGGCGGGAGCUGUGGGUGCCCAGCUUCCAGCAGUCCAAGCGAGAAGCCCAGGCCCUGCGCUGGCUGGUUGAUAGGAAUCAGAACUUCUCAGCCCGGGAGUUCUGGGCCUUGGUGUUCAAGGACUGAAGCCACUGAGCGUCAGAAGAGACUUCUGCAGACGUGUUCUGGGGUCGCCUUAGUGUUUGAUUCCACUGGCCGUUCACCCACUCUCCUGCAGGGCCAGGCGGCUUGUCCUGCCCACACCCCUGCAGGCGAGGUGACCCAUCCCUGCCCACUCCCCUGCAGGGCCAGGCGGCCCAUCCUGCCCACUCCCCUGCAGGCGAGGCAGCCUGCUGCAGGAUCCUGCCCAGUCCCAAAGACCAGAUGGGAAUCCCCCACUGGAAAAGCCUCUGUUUUUUAAUACUAAAAGAGUUUCUCACAGACACUGGGCCCUGCAGUUUCCAUGUCUGGCCCAUGGCCCUGCUCUCCCAGGAAAUCCACCUGCUGCUGCUCUCCCUGCUGCGGUGAGGCGGGGCG